AUGGACACUGGGGACACGGCUCUAGGACAAAAAGCUACCUCAAGGUCUGGAGAAACUGAUAAAGCAUCAGGUAGAUGGAGGCAGGAACAAUCAGCUGCAGUUAAGAUGAGCACUUUCGGCAGUCAGGAAGGACAGCGGCAACCACAGAUAGAUCCGGAGCAAAUCGGAAACACAGCAUCAGCACAACUGUUUGGGUCUGGAAAGUUGGCCUCACCUGGCGAAGUGGUGCAGCCAGUCUCAGAGAAGCAAUAUCCACUGCACCGUCCAAGUCCGUACUCAUGCCAACAUUCACUCUCUUUCCCUCAGCACUCAGUGCCACAGGGGGUCAUGCACAGCAGCAAGCCACAGCAGAGCAUAGAAGGCCCUCCCUGGCUCUUCCCUGGCCCUUUGCCAUCGGUUGCCUCUGAGGACUUAUUUCCUUUUCCUAUACAUGGCCACAGUGGUGGUUAUCCUAGAAAAAAGAUUUCAAGCCUGAACCCUGCUUAUAGCCAAUACUCCCAGAAAAGUAUCGAACAGGCAGAAGAUGCUCACAAGAAAGAGCACAAACCCAAAAAGCCCGGCAAGUACAUUUGUCCUUACUGCAGCAGGGCAUGUGCCAAACCAAGCGUUCUGAAAAAACACAUCAGGUCCCAUACUGGUGAGCGGCCAUAUCCAUGUAUACCUUGUGGUUUCUCUUUCAAGACAAAGAGCAAUUUGUACAAGCACAGGAAGUCACAUGCCCAUGCAAUUAAGGCAGGAUUAGUACCUUUCACAGAGUCAGCUGUAUCUAAAUUGGACCUAGAGGCUGGUUUUAUUGAUGUAGAAGCAGAGAUACAUUCAGAUGGUGAACAGAGUACAGAUACAGAUGAGGAGAGCUCUUUAUUUGCUGAGACUUCUGACAAAAUGAGCCCUGGCCCACCCAUCCCAUUGGAUAUUGCCAGUAGAGGUGGCUACCAUGGUGGGUCCUUGGAAGAAUCCUUAGGUGGCCCAAUGAAGGUGCCAAUUUUGAUUAUCCCCAAAAGUGGGCUUCCGUUGACCAACGAAAGCUCUCAGUAUAUUGGCUCUGAUAUGCUACCAAAUCCGUCUUUAAGUACUAAGGCUGAUGACUCUCACACAGUUAAACAGAAACUUGCACUAAGACUGUCAGAGAAAAAAGGACAAGACUCUGAGCCAUCUCUCAAUCUUCUGAGCCCGCACAGUAAAGGAAGCACUGAUUCAGGUUAUUUUUCUCGCUCAGAAAGUGCAGAGCAGCAAAUAAGCCCUCCCAACACAAAUGCAAAGUCUUAUGAAGAAAUCAUCUUUGGAAAAUACUGUCGACUCAGCCCGAGAAAUGCGCUCAGUGUUACACCCACGGGUCAGGAGCGCGCCACCCUGGGGAGGAAAGGUAUCAUGGAACCAUUACCUCACGUAAACACCAGGUUAGAUGUCAAGAUGUUCGAUGAUCCUGUCUCACAGCUGAUCCCCGGCAAGGGAGAAGUGGACCCUAGUCAAACAAGUAUGCUGAGGUCCAACAAAUUCAACAGUGAGUUCAGGCAACCUCAGACUAUUCCAUCAUCUGUCAGGAAUGAAGGAAAACUUUAUCCAGCAAAUUUCCCAUGCAGCAACCCAAUUCUCUUAGAAGCUCCUGUAGACUCUUCGCCCCUUAUUAGAAGCAACUCAAUGCCAACUUCUUCAGCAACUAAUUUAAGUAUUCCCCCGUCUCUGAGAGGAAGCCACUCAUUUGAUGAAAGGAUCACAGGGUCCGAUGAUGUGUUCUAUCCGGGUACCGUAGGCAUGCCCCCUCAACGAAUGUUAAGAAGACAGGCGGCCUUUGAGCUGCCAUCGGUCCAGGAGGGGCACAUGGAGGCUGAGCACCCUGGCAGGAUGUCCAAGAGUCUUGCCAGCUCAUCCCUGAAGGAAAAGAAAGUGAUUGCUGGGGACAGGAUUGGGUACGACUAUGAUGUCUGCCGGAAACCCUAUAAGAAGUGGGAAGACUCUGAAACACCGAAGCAAAGCUACAGGGACAUUUCCUGUUUAGGUUCUUUAAAGCAUGGAGGAGAAUACUUUAUGGAUCCUGCAGUGCCAUUGCAGGGAGUGCCAACUGUGUUUGGAACUACAUGUGAAAACAGGAAACGCCGGAAAGAGAAAAGUGUAGGAGAUGAGGAGGACACCCCCAUGCUCUGCGGUGGUGUGGUCAGCACCCCCAUGAGCAUGAUGACUGCAGAUUAUGACUCCAAAUUGCAGAUGCAAGAAGGAGUAAGGAGUGGAUUUGCCAUGGCCGGACUUGAGAAUCCUCCUCAUGGUCACCCUGAGCGUUUUGACCCAGGUCGACCCCAGCUGCAGUCCGGAAGUCUAUCUCUAGGGUCAGAGGAGUCACCUUCUACCACUGAUUCUGAUAAGAUGUCAGACUUGGCGGGUAGAAAACCUCCUGGCAAUGUGAUUUCUGUGAUUCAGCACACAAACUCCCUGAGCCGACCCAAUUCGUUUGAAAGGUCUGAGUCAGCUGAACUUGUGGCUGGUACACAGGAUAAAGCUCCUUCGCCCUCUGAGACAUGUGACAGUGAGAUUUCCGAAGGCCCAGUGAGCCCAGAGUGGGCUCCCAGUAUGGAAAACACAGAAAGUGGAGGGAAACCAACUUUGUCCUCUCAGGUACAACAGCACUCCUAUCACACACAGCCUCGGCUGGUUCGACAGCACAACAUUCAGGUUCCUGAGAUUCGAGUUACCGAGGAGCCUGACAAACCAGAGAAAGAGAAAGAAGCCCAGAGCAAAGAACCAGAAAAGCCCGUGGAGGAAUUUCAAUGGCCCCAGAGAAGUGAGACCCUUUCUCAGCUCCCUGCCGAGAAGCUGCCGCCCAAAAAGAAGCGCUUGCGACUUGCGGAUAUGGAGCACUCUUCAGGGGAGUCGAGUUUUGAAUCCACAGGCACAGGCCUCUCUCGCAGCCCCAGUCAAGAAAGCAACUUGUCCCACAGCUCUAGUUUCUCAAUGUCUUUUGAAAGAGAAGAAACUUUUAAGCUUACUGCACCUCCUAAGCAGGAUGAGUUUGGGAAGCAUUCAGAGUUUCUGACUGUCCCUGCCGGUUCAUAUUCGCUGUCUGUUCCGGGCCAUCACCACCAAAAAGAGAUGAGACGAUGUUCCUCUGAGCAGAUGCCUUGUCCUCAGCCAACAGAAGUUCCAGAAAUUCGGAGCAAAUCAUUUGAUUAUGGCAAUUUGUCCCAUGCUCCCAUGGCAAGAGCAUCAACCUCAACAUUGUCACCGUCCCGGGAGAGGAAGAAAUGCUUCCUGGUACGGCAAGCUUCCUUCAGUGGCUCCCCAGAAAUUGCCCAGGGUGAGGCAGGUAUGGACCCAAGUGUGAAGCAAGAGCAAAUGGAGCAGCUCCACGCGGGCCUCAGGGCCACAUGGCUCCACGGCCCAUCCUCUGUGCUUCCGCCUCUUCUGGCAGAUGACCCAGGGAAGCAAGGGCUGGGUCCUUGUGCCCCACUGAGUUCAGGACCCCUCCACUUGGCCCAGCAACAGAUCAUGCACAUGGACAGUCAGGAGUCUUUGAGAAAUCCUUUGAUACAACCAACAUCCUAUUUGACAAGCAAGCACUUAGGUGAACAGCCACACUUAUUUCCACCUCAAGAGACAAUUCCAUUUUCUCCCAUCCAGAAUGCUUUGUUUCAGUUUCAGUAUCCUACUGUCUGUAUGGUUCAUUUACCAGCCCAGCAGCCUCCCUGGUGGCAGGCACAUUUCUCCCAUCCCUUUGCUCAACACCCUCAAAAGAGCUAUGGCAAACCUUUCCAGGCAGAAAUUCAUUCUGGCUAUCCUGUAGAGCAUGUUGCAGAGCACGCUGGAAAGAAAUCUCCUGAUUAUCCACAUGCAAAAGAGCAGACUUACCAGUGUUAUUCAGGAACAUCAGGGCUACACUCAAAGAAUCUUCCUCCAAAGUUCCCAUUGGAUCCAAGCUGCAAGUCGACGGAAACUCCCUCUGAGCAGAUUCUUCAAGAAGAUUUUGCCUCUGCAAACGCCGGGCCUUUGCAAUCACUACCGGGAACAGUGGUUCCUGUUCGGAUCCAAACGCACGUUCCGUCCUACGGAAGUGUCAUGUACACAAGUAUUUCUCAGAUACUUGGGCAGAACAGCCCCGCCAUUGUCAUAUGCAAAGUCGAUGAGAAUAUGACCCAAAGAACACUGGUAACCAAUGCAGCCAUGCAAGGGAUAGGAUUUAACAUUGCCCAGGUCCUCGGGCAGCAUUCAGGCUUGGAAAAAUACCCACUUUGGAAAGUACCUCAGACCUUACCUCUUGGCUUAGAAUCCUCCAUCCCCUUAUGUUUACCUUCCACCUCAGACAGCGUUGCCUCCCUUGGAGGCAGCAAGCGGAUGCUUUCUCCAGCCAGUAGCCUAGAGCUCUUCAUGGAAACAAAGCAGCAGAAGCGGGUCAAAGAAGAGAAGAUGUACGGGCAGAUUGUUGAGGAGCUCAGUGCUGUGGAGCUUACCAACUCAGACAUUAAGAAAGACCUCCCCCGCCCCCAGAAACCCCAGCUGGUUCGGCAAGGCUGUGCUUCUGAGCCAAAGGAUGGCUUGCAGUCAAGGUCAUCUUCUUUCUCCUCUCUGUCACCCUCUUCAUCUCAAGACCACUCCUCUGUCAGUGGGCCAAGAGAGCCAUUUUCACCCAGCAGGGAGAUGCUUUCUGGCUCCAGGGUGCCCCCUCCAGGGCAGAAGUCCAGUGGGCCUUCUGAAAGCAAAGAGUCCUCAGAUGAAUUAGAUAUGGAUGAGACAGCAUCAGACAUGAGCAUGAGUCCUCAGAGUUCUUCACUGCCUUCAGGAGACAGUCAGCAGGAAGAGGAUGGGAAGGGCCGGAAGCUGCCUGUUGGCAUGCUGGUCCACAUGGCCUCCAGCCCCAGCAGGAACAUGGCGAACUCUACUCUUCUUUUCACGGACAUGGCAGAUUUCCAGCAGAUUCUUCAGUUCCCCAGUCUGCGGACAACAACUACUGUGAGUUGGUGCUUCUUAAAUUAUACAAAACCCAAUUUUGUGCAGCAGGCCACCUUCAAAUCCUCGGUUUAUGCUUCAUGGUGCAUUAGUUCCUGCAAUCCAAACCCAUCAGGAUUGAACACCAAGACCACAUUGGCACUUCUGAGGUCCAAGCAAAAAAUCACCGCAGAAAUUUAUACUCUGGCUGCCAUGCAUAGGCCUGGAACCGGCAAACUCACAUCGUCCAGUGCUUGGAAGCAGUUCACACAGGUGAAACCGGAUGGGUCCUUUUUAUUUGGCAGCAAACUAGAAAGGAAACUAGUGGGAAAUAUCUUAAAGGAAAGAGGGAAAGGAGAGAUUCAUGGAGAUAAAGAUAUUGGAUCCAAACAAAAUGAGCCAAUCCGAAUUAAAAUCUUUGAAGGAGGGUAUAAAUCAAAUGAGGAUUAUGUAUAUGUCAGAGGACGUGGACGUGGAAAAUAUAUUUGUGAAGAAUGUGGGAUUCGCUGUAAGAAGCCAAGCAUGCUCAAAAAACACAUUCGCACUCACACUGAUGUUCGACCUUACGUAUGCAAGUUGUGUAACUUUGCCUUCAAAACGAAAGGAAACUUAACGAAACAUAUGAAAUCUAAAGCACACAUGAAAAAAUGCCUGGAGUUGGGAGUCUCAAUGACAUCAGUGGAUGACACAGAAACCGAGGAAGCAGAAAAUAUGGAAGAUUUGCACAAGACGGCUGAAAAGCAUAGCAUGUCCAGCAUUUCAACUGAUCACCAGUUCUCAGAUGCUGAGGAAUCAGAUGGUGAGGAUGGAGAUGAUAAUGAUGAUGAUGAUGAAGAUGACGAUGACUUUGAUGACCAGGGAGAUAUGACUCCAAAAACAAGAUCAAGAAGCACCAGUCCUCAGCCUCCUAGAUUCUCCUCCUUGCCUGUGAAUGUUGGCACUGUGCCCCAUGGAGUUCCCUCAGACAGCUCCCUGGGACAUUCUUCCUUGAUCAGCUACUUGGUUACUUUGCCAAGCAUUCAGGUCACUCAGCUCAUGACAUCCAGUGACUCGUGUGAAGAUACCCAGAUGACAGAAUAUCAGAGGCUUUUCCAGAGCAAAAGUACAGACUCGGAACCAGACAAAGACAGGUUAGACAUACCGAGUGGCAUGGAUGAGGAGGGGAUGCUAUCUUCAGAGCCAAGCUCUUCCCCGAGGGACUUCUCCCCCUCAAGCCACCAUUCCUCACCAGGAUAUGAUUCAUCACCCUGUCGAGAUAAUUCACCAAAGAGGUAUCUGAUACCCAAAAGAGAUUUGUCACCCAGAGGACAUUUAUCACCUAGGAGAGAGCUGUCACCCAUGAGACAUCUGUCACCAAGAAAGGAAGCUGCACUGAGGAGAGAGAUGUCCCAAAGAGAUAUUUCUCCAAGAAGGCACUUGUCCCCAAGGAGGCCGUUGUCUCCUGGGAAGGACAUCACUGCGAGAAGAGACCUGUCUCCUAGAAGAGAGAGAAGAUACAUGACCACCCUAAGAGCGCCAUCUCCCAGAAGGGCUUUAUGUCCCAACCCGCCAUUAUCCAUGGGGCAGUAUUUGCAAGCAGAGCCAAUUGUACUGGGGGCUCCUAAUUUAAGAAGAGGAUUACCUCAGGUUCCUUAUUUCAGUCUCUAUGGAGACCAAGAAGGUGCUUAUGGACAUCAAGGCUCCAGCCUUUUCCCUGAGGGUCCUAACGACCACGUCUUCAGUCAUCUUCCACUCCACUCUCAGCAACAAGUGCGAGCUCCUAUCCCUAUGGUGCCAGUUGGUGGGAUCCAAAUGGUUCACUCUGUGCCGCCGGCCCUUUCCGGCUUACAUCCUCCACCCACAUCACCGCUGCCAGUGGAGGGCUCUAUGGAGAAGAAAGCGGCGCCCAGGGAGUCCUUCGGGAAGGAUCCCUAUGCUCUUCCUAGGCAGUAUGAGAAAUGGGCGCCUCACAUCCUGCAGUCAUCUGGUCUACCGGGCACUCCCUCCUCACCUCGGCUGUUGAUGAAACAGAGCACUUCCGAAGACAGCCUCAAUGCAACAGAGAGGGAACAGGAGGAGAAUAUACAGACUUGUACAAAAGCCAUUGCCUCUCUUCGGAUUGCCACAGAAGAGGCGGCUCUGCUCGGGGCUGAUCAGCCAGCACGGGGGCAGGAGCCCUCCCAGAAACCCUUGGAAAGUGCACAUGUUAGCAUUAGACACUUUAGUGGGCCUGAGUCAGCUCAGCCCUGUACCUCAGCUGCCCACCCUGACUUGCAUGAUGGUGAAAAGGACAAUUUUGGUACAACACAGACUGCAUUAACUCACUCCACAUUUUACAGCAAGAGUCGCGUGGACGAGAAACAGUCAGACUUUCACAGCAGCAAGGAAUUAUCCUUAAGCACAGAGGAAAGCAAUGAACCUUCAUCAGAAAAGAGUCAGCUACAUUGAUCUGAGAUGCAUGGACACUUUCAUUUCCACACGUCCCCCUUUUUUGUUUUUGUUUUUCUAGAAAUAGAGGUAAUCAAGUUUAUAGCAUGCCUGUCCUAAGUUACAGUAGUUUGCUAUUAUAUAUACUUUUGUUAUCUCAAAAGAAUUAGGUAAAUUAACACGUCAUCAUGAGCCUGACCAAAACAAAAAUUUGAAAUUAACCUAUUGGGUCUGGUACUUUUUAAAUUGUACAGAUGUUUGUGCCUUUUCUUUACUUUGCUUAUAUUCUUAUAAGCAUUUUUUAGCAGUAAUCUGUACAUAUUUUAGAAUUUGUGUAUCUGCUUUGUAAUAAAUGUAAUUUCUUUCCUUUUUUGGACACUUGGAUCUAAAUGAUGUAAAGCAAAACAGCAUCAUAUAUAUGUGAGGUUGCACUAAAACAUAUUUUUAUAUGAUAAAAACUGAACAGCUUUUAUGUACAGCUCUGAUUCUGUAAUACUAAUAUUUAUUUACUUUGUUUCAUAAAUUGUACAUUUUUUCUUAAUGUUGUGGAUUGCUUUUCUAUGUGAAGCAUGGGAUUUACUGUUGCAUAACUAGAACAAAAAUGUACAUUGUAAACAAGAUAUUUAAAUUAGAGUAUCUUAUUCUGCACUUAUGCAUUAGUUACAAAAGAUAAAGGAUGUAUCAGUCAGUUCUUAACUCCUGUAAAUUUUUUGUCUCUUGUUUGCUGGAUUGACUAUAACUUAAGAGCUGAUUGUGAUUUUAAACUGAUAGUACCGUAAAGCAUUAAAGUAAACAAUGUGCUAUUGUGAGUUUUUUCAAAGCUUUAUAAAUCAGUUAUAAAUAAUAUUAAAAGUAUUUGGUCUUAUGUGAACAUGUUGAUCUAUAUACUCAUCUAAAAAUAUGGGAAAACAUUCCACCCCAUGUAAAUAUGUACAAGUGCAUCACUGGUACAAUUUUAUGUAACUCAGUUGGAUGCUAGGUUGCCACAGACUUAUGCUAGGGUGUCUUUCAAAAUUACAGUGACAAAGAACUUGGGACUGUAGUGCUUGGUUAUCGGCUGGCCCGGUGGCUUGGCAGGCAGUGCUGUGCGCUGUCCAUAGAGGAGACCCGGGUGUAGAAAUCUCCUUAGGUCUUGAAGCACAGGACAGUGAGUGGAGCUAAGGCUACAUGGAGGGGUCACGCUUGGACUCUGAGGGUUGGGUGUGGAAGUGGAGGAGAGGGCUGGAGACCUGCCCCUCAGCUGUUCCUGGAAGCCUGUCCACAAGGUAACAGGGUUAACAUCAGCAUUAGGGGAAGUCACUUUACCCUUUUGUCUAGGGGGAGAGUGUCAUGCUCCUAGCUAUCUCAGGGGGAAUGGAGAAGAGGAGCUUUCAAGGAAAAAGAACUCAUGGGAGGAGGUCUUUUAUAUACACCAUUCAGAAUGGCUUUGGCUUAGUAUGGAGGAUGGGAAGAGUUUUGGUAGGUCCAGAAGAGCAGAGGGAGGGGACACAGCAACGUGUGCACAUGCACGCACGUGUGUGCACACACAACUGGGUUAUCUUUGUGCUAUAUAGUGGAUUAUAAUUCUGUGAAACCAAGUUUGUAUAUUGAAUUACAUUAAGGAGUGUUCUUUACAAAGAGAAAUAAAUGUACAAUGACAUGCUU
Molecule: messenger RNA, 8961 nt
Organism: Heterocephalus glaber (naked mole-rat)
Lineage: Eukaryota; Metazoa; Chordata; Mammalia; Rodentia; Bathyergidae
Source: RefSeq, a predicted model, not a curated record